AUGAAUUUGAGUUCACUCAAAAAUCAAAUAACAGAUGUCAAAAAGUCAAACAUAGACAUACAGAAGCAAAUAAGUGAAAACGAAAAGAAACUAGAAUAUGACAGACACACAAAGAAACUCAAUGAGUUAAACGUAGAGAAAAAGAAGAAAGAAGAACAACUGAAAGAACUAAGUACAGAGGAAUAUGCGAAAAAAGUGUCAGAAAAAGCAGCAGAAGUAGCAAAAAUGGAACAAGAUGUCAUAAAUUUGAAAAACCAUACUACUCAAUAUAAAAUACUGAAAGAUGAAGAGAUAAAACAAAAAGCCCUGAAGACAUAUAUGGAUAGCGAUGAGUAUAAAAAAGAAGUUGAAGCAAAUGUAAAGGCAGAAAAACUUUUACAGUUGCAAAACCAAACCGUACAGUAUGAAAACUUAGCACAAGAAAGUAAAAAUAACGACGCAGCCAUGCAAAAGGCAAUGAAAAGCGCAGAAUAUAUAAAAGCUAACAAUGACUGGUUAGAUGCCCAAGCCAACGCUAAAGCAGCCCAACUUAUAGGGUCAAUAAGGACAAAAAUACAAGCGGAUGAAGACAGUUCAAAUGAAGCUUUAACAAAUGCUGACUUUAAGAACGCCUUCGAAGCUCUUCAUAGUAAGGUGAAACAAGUGAACGACUUCUCAUCUGGAAAGAAACUGAAGUCUGAAGGUUUCGACAAAGAGUUAAAAGAAGUAGCACAAAAUAUGACGAAAAUAACAGAUGCAGCAACGAGACAGGCAGUUCAAAGUGCCUAUGACGCCGUUAGAGCAACUGUUGUGAAAAGUCAAGAAAAAGAGUUACAACAGACCAAAACAGACCUAGUAAAUGCUUUCUUAAAAACGAAAAGUCAGGUAGGACAUUACGCUGCAGAUGGAACAUAUGUGCCAGCUGGUGGAACUUAUAUACCACCAAACCCUCCAAGAGAAGCACCUGCACCAGGACUACCUAGAACAUUUACAUC
Trichomonas vaginalis G3 is the source of this 974-nucleotide messenger RNA. RefSeq names its product protein of unknown function, DUF4106 family. The record is from RefSeq and is a predicted model, not a curated record. NCBI's taxonomy places the organism in Eukaryota, Parabasalia, Trichomonadida, Trichomonadidae. The transcript has a single exon. The annotation marks the transcript as partial.